UCAUCCUCCUCCUCACCACCACAGGGCUGUGUUACAGAGUGUUAGCCAGAGUCACUGGGAGCUGCUCAGUGGAUGUCAACUUUCUCCUCUUUUAUUUCACCCACUGGCACAAAAUGAAACACACAUACCGGCACUGCUUGUGUUAAAGGACAUAAUUUUAUGGCGUAACAUUUUCACUGCUCUUUACAGAAGCUGGCUGUUUGUUUUUUAUUUAUAUUCUAUUCUACAUUUUUAUUAUACCGUGCUGUGCUGCUAGCGUAUCCAGCUAGCUAGGCAGCUCUUCAGCUAGCUAAUCAUCUGCCGGUGAAAUUCCCAGCGACUUCAAUGAUGAUUCAGAGGAUUUUCAGCUCAUGAAGCAUCUCGAAGCUUUCUAUUUCCCGAAAUUUGGACUUUGUGGACUACGACACCAAAAUGAAGAAGCAGUUUAAUCGGAUGAAACAACUCGCUAACCAGACAGUUGGCAGAGCUGAAAAAACAGAAGUCCUCAGCGAUGACCUGUUACAGAUCGAACGUCGCAUGGAGCUGGUGCGGGCUGUUUCCCACAACACACACAAGAGACUGGUUACAUGUCUGCAGGGACAGAAAAAGCUCCCACUGACAGCGUUGUCACAGGCCAUGCAAGAUGGCGGGAGCCAACUAGGAGAAGACUCUCUUAUUGGGAAAAUGAUGGAGGUGUGUGGCGAGGCGGAGAACAGACUGGCGUCUGAGCUGAUGCAGCAUGAGAUUCAGAUUGAGAAGGACAUUUUAGACCCACUAAAUCAGUUAGCUGAGGUGGACAUCCCCAACAUACUCAAGCAGCGAAGACAACUUGCCAAGCUGGUGCUAGACUAUGAUUCUGCUCGAACAAGGUGGUUGCAGGCAACCAAAUCUAUAAUCUCGGGAACAAACACACAAGCACUGACAGCCAAGGCAGACUCACUUAAAGAAGAGAUGGAUGAAGCAAUGAACAAAAUGGAGCUCUGCAAGGAUCAACUCUCUGCCGACCUGUACAAUUUCUUUUCAAAAGAGGGGGACUACGCACGCUACUAUGUAACGUUAUUAGAGGCUCAAGCGGAUUACCACCGAAAAUCUCUCUCUGUGCUGGAAAGUGUCCUGCCAACCAUUCAGGCACAGCAAGAUUCAUGGACAGAGAAGCCAGCAUUUGGAACAGGCUUGGAUGAGCACCUGAAGCGGAGUAGCAGAGAGAUAGCGCUGCCCAUAGAGGCCUGUGUGAUGAUGCUGCUAGAGACGGGCAUGAAGGAAGAGGGUCUUUUCCGGAUAACUGCAGGAGCCUCUAAACUGAAGAAGCUUAAGGCAGCGCUGGACUGCUCCACCUCUCAGCUAGAGGAGUUCUACUCUGACCCACAUGCGGUUGCUGGGGCUUUGAAGUCCUACCUUAGGGAACUGCCAGAGCCUCUUAUGACUUAUGAGCUCUAUGAUGAGUGGAUUCAGGCAUCCAAUAUAUCUGACCCAGACAAAAGGUUACAAGCUUUGUGGGUGACCUGUGAUCAGUUACCAAAGAACAACAAAGCCAACUUUAGGUAUCUGGUGAAGUUUCUUGCUAAGCUUGCCCAAGAAAGUGAAAUUAACAAGAUGACCCCCAGCAACAUUGCAAUUGUCUUAGGACCAAAUUUGUUAUGGCCAAAAACAGAGGGGAGCCUAGCAGAGAUGGCAGCUGCUACCUCUGUCCACGUAGUUACUAUUAUCGAGCCCAUCAUUCAACAUGCAGACUGGUUUUUCCCUGAAGAUGUGGAGUUCAAUGUAUCAGGCAUGUUUUCAAUGCCCACUCCUAUGACAAACCAUGUCAACCAUCUGACCAUACCCGACUAUGACUCGGGCACAACAGAGAGGAAGAGACCUAACAGUAUGGUCGGACCUGAUAGUGACGUGGCCAAACGAGACAGCUCUGCUAACAAAUUAACGGAGCACAAUCCCCGUAGAGGCAGUACACUAACUAGAAAGCAGCAUGCUUCCCCUGCCUUCCAGCCCCCUCUGCCCCCGGUGGAGGCUGUCAGUAAUGCAGGAGGCCAGCCUGUAGCUGAGCUCCUGCUACAGCAGCCUGCACCAGAGGGCCUGGGUAUGGAGGCCUGCCAGCCUAGCUUGGCACUGGGAAUGGCAGCCCUAGCAGCAGCACAGCAGCUUCUAGCACAACAAACUGAGGAGAUCAGUUCAAAGUCGAGUGACGCAGCAUCCACACCUCAGAGGAAUGGCUGUGGAGGUUCACAGCUGAGUGUGGCAUCUCCAGCAACAGGAUCAUCAGGACAUAGCCCUCACAUGGCACGCAGAGCUAUAAAAAAGCCAGCUCCUGCUCCUCCUAAACCAGCCAAUCCACCUUCAGGUCAGCCGGGCAGCCAGUCAGCUCCACAGCCUUCAUGUGGGACUCCUCAAUCCCUCUCUCCAUCUCCGAGACCUCUCUCCACUCACUCUCCAAGCAGUCUUAGCCCCACUCAGUUAGUAAUUCAGUCUAGCACAAUACCUCGGCGCCAUUCAAGCAACCAGCCUCCCCUCCAGGCCCCCAACCAUCCACCCCCAGAGCCCCCCAGCCAGGUCACUCCUACUCCUCCCCCUCCUCAGCCCACAGCAGUUGGAGAUCCAGGAGAGGAGCCAUCUCCACCCAGUACUCCCAGUCCCCCUAAAACUCCUCCACCUUCUGUGGUUCCCCCUGAAUAUGCAAGCACAAAUGUUCCUUCCCCAUUUCAGUCUGGCUCUCUGCCUCGGCCUCGGCCAGUGCCUAAACCACGCAACAGACCCACCGUUCCGCCUCCACCACAGCCUCAGAGUGUGGCCAGCGACACCAGUGACACUAAUGACAUCUGGAGUGCUGCCUACAAAAUGAUGGAACCAGGAAUGUCAUUCAAAGGGCUGGGUCGAGUUCUUAUUCCUGACAUUGCCCCAGAUCAGCAGCCCGUUGCUCAGCUAAAGGACUCGGACUUGGACUCAGAGAGCACCGUCCUGUGAAGGUGAGGAUAUGGCUGCCAUAAACCUGCUACCUGUUCCUCACAGCCCAAGGACUCUCUGAAAUGCUGCUGCUUCUUCCCUUUCACCAAGUUCUCUUCAGCUUGGUUGCAUUUCACCAAAGAUUUGGACCAUCAGUAGCACCCAGAGGAAUAGCGGCAUGGACAUAUUGCAUGGCACCAAACAGGUUUAACGCUAUCACUCUAAAUUUCAUUUUAUUGUAAGGAACUGGCAAAAAGGUUGAGGUACUAGUUGGUGUUUCUUAAGUGGCCUUAGUUUUAAAAAGCAAGAGAGAACAAACCAUAUUAAGCUUGGGAUGAUAUUAAGCAGAAACCAUAUACUGUGGCUUUAGAGUUACCUUGUGACUGCAGGUUUCCAGUCAGCUAAUAUACUCGACCCCUAAAUUUAUGUAUGGAAACUGUCCUACAUCUGUUUCCAUGAACACAUUCCCUAAGGCUCAAUUGUUCUAUUUUUCAUUUGAAAGUCUUAUUAUUAUGCCUCACAUGUUUAGCUGAAUUUCCUGCAAUUUAUUAUCAAUAUAGCCUAUUACCUACAGUAUAAAAAUGUACACACGCCACAAGGUUAGUAUUCUGUCUUCAACAGUUAAUGGUUUCCUUAACUUAAGGCAUUAAUGUGAUCAGUCCCUCAUGACUAAUUUGACAGCAUUAAGUCACCUGUGUAUAAUAAUUUGGUUAUCUGUGUAAGAAAUAUUGAACGAGACAUUUAACAGGCAGUGUGUUAGUUUAACUCUUUGGUAAACGACAGACAGACAACAAACUGACAAAUGACAGAACCCUGACAGUCUGUGACUUGUUGGACAAGAACACUGUGUGGUAUACUGAAUGUUUUACUAUGAUUAAAAACCCCACAAGAUCUUGAAUGAUAGCAAGUGACAAAAAAAAAAAAUAAAAAUAUGCCACUCUCAAAAGCAUA
Messenger RNA from Pangasianodon hypophthalmus (striped catfish), 3867 nucleotides. RefSeq names its product Rho GTPase activating protein 17a (gene arhgap17a). The coding region runs from base 412 to 2937 and encodes 841 amino acids. Gene Ontology annotation, cellular component: cytosol; cytoplasm; intracellular anatomical structure. Gene Ontology annotation, biological process: regulation of Rac protein signal transduction; regulation of actin cytoskeleton organization; positive regulation of GTPase activity. The record is from RefSeq and is a predicted model, not a curated record. Gene Ontology annotation, molecular function: protein binding; GTPase activator activity. NCBI's taxonomy places the organism in Eukaryota, Metazoa, Chordata, Actinopteri, Siluriformes, Pangasiidae. The transcript is spliced from 20 exons.